GAAUGAAUAAAACCUGUGCUUUCAUCACCAUUGGCUAUGAGCACAGAUUCCUACCUUCUCUUUACCUCUUAGUAUUCAUCAUUGGUCUGGUAACUAAUGGAUGGGGACUGAAAUCUUUUCUGCCAAAAUGGAAGAAACUGGGGAACAUCAAUGUGUUUGUUCUCAACCUUGGAUUUGCAAAUGUUUUUUAUCUACUCACACUACCAUUCUUGGUGGUGUAUUACUUUAAGGGGAGUACAUGGAUCUUUGGAGAUGCAUUCUGCAAGAUAACAAGAUUCUGCUUCAACCUGAAUUUAUAUGGUAGCAUUGGAUUCCUUACUUGUAUAAGUGUGUACAGGUACCUGGCUAUUGUCCAUCCAAUGAGAGUGAAGGGAAGAAUAACUGUCACUCACUCUGUGGCUAUCUCAGUCAUGGUUUGGCUGUUGGUGGGUGUUCAAAGUCUUCCAGACAUGUUCUAUGCCAAAACCCAAAGGAACAGAGCAAAAUGCUAUCAUACCACCACUGGAGCCUAUGUUGAGGAUUACCUGAAAUACAGCCUUGGAUGGACACUGACUGGGUUUUGUAUCCCACUCCUCAUCACCCUGGGCUGCUAUGGACACGUGAUUGUCGUUCUCUGUAGCAAAAAUACCACUCACAUGGAACUUAAACAAAGAAGCUUGAAGUUGUUGUUUAUUUUGAUCCUCCUAUUCUCUGUUUGUUACAUCCCUUACCAUGUAUUCAAGAACCUCACCCUCUGGUCAAGAGUUCUGGACAAACAGAAGAUAUGUCGUGAAUGGUCUAACGGAGUUUACAUCGCUCAUCAGAUAAGUCGUGGCCUUGUGUGUCUGAACAGUGCUCUCAACCCUCUGGUUUACCUCCAUGUGAAUGAAGAAAUUCCUGCUCAGGUCAGACAGCUGCUCCAGCGAGCUCGUCAAAUGUCCAACUGCUUGUUUCUGUCAAACCUACACUCUUCUCCUGUGGCUCAAACUGCAGAUGAAGAUUAACAAGAUUUAAGAUUUUAGUGUUAAUAUUUUUAUAACAAAUGCUUAAACAGCGAGCAUGGCGUAAGCUCAGGCAUGAACACUGAAGUCAUGCUCGUAGUAGCUGAUUGGCAUCAGUUGUUUCAUAUACUGGAAGAUAAUAUCCAGUCAUCUUCAGUGCAGUAGUGUGGGUCAUUGAAAUGUUCUUAAUAGUUUCUGGCAACAGUUGAGCUCUAUGGCACAGAGGAAAAGGAUAUAUCAGGCUUUGGACACAUAAUUGCUCGUAGGAGACAGUGAUUGUUGGUUUUUGUCUUUUCAAAGGAUUUGUUAACAAUAAG
Seriola dumerili (greater amberjack) is the source of this 1297-nucleotide messenger RNA. RefSeq names its product P2Y purinoceptor 1-like. Gene Ontology annotation, biological process: G protein-coupled receptor signaling pathway. Gene Ontology annotation, cellular component: membrane. The transcript has a single exon. Gene Ontology annotation, molecular function: neuropeptide receptor activity. The record is from RefSeq and is a predicted model, not a curated record. The coding region runs from base 3 to 983 and encodes 326 amino acids. NCBI's taxonomy places the organism in Eukaryota, Metazoa, Chordata, Actinopteri, Carangiformes, Carangidae.